CUUAGACUAACUUAGAACUCACUGCCACUCCGUCAUCGCCCAGCAAAUUCAGGGGGAAGAGUGGAAAGAGAAAAUGGCGGCUGGUGGUGCGAUGGGACGAAUCACGUGGCAGGACCCCCACUGCCCGCCCGCCGCCGCUGGAGCGCAAAGCACAACAAGUAAAUGCCCCUCUAUCUCCAUCUCGGCUCUCAUUCCCCUCUCUUCCCCCCCCCAUUAUUACCACUAUUCUUCCCUUCUCAAAUCCCCCUCACCCUCACCCUCUCUCUUCCAAUUUCUUCCGCCUUUCUCGAAUAUUACCUUAGUAGGUUGUUUCAGUGUUCGGUUAUCCACUAGCCCACUUCCCCCAUCUCAACUCUAGAACUAUAAUCUAUCAUGUCGCUCGCAUCUGGUGUUUCCAUCGCGGAUGAGUGCAUCACUGCAUUCAACGACUUCCGCAUGAGCGGAGGCUCCAAGACAGACAAGACCAAGUUCAUCAUCUUCAAGAUCGCCGACAACAAGAAGGAAGUCGUCAUCGACGAGUCCUCCAAGGACGAGGACUACGAGGUCUUCCGCAGCAAGCUCGAGGCUGCUAAGGACAGCAAGGGUAACCCCGCUCCCCGCUACGCCGUCUAUGAUGUGGAAUACGAGCUCGGCGGUGGUGAGGGCAAGAGAAGCAAGAUCAUCUUCAUCUCUUGGGUCCCCAGCGACGCUCCCACUCUCUGGUCCAUGAUUUACGCCAGCACCCGCGAAAACUUGAAGAACGCCCUCAACAUCCACAACUCCAUCCACGCUGACGACAAGUCCGACAUUGAGUGGAAGACCGUCCUGGCCGAGGCCAGCGGUGGCAAGGCUGGUAAAUAAAUGACGGUGCCGGCUGGGUCCGGACCAGGGUAACUAUGCUGGUUGUUACAUCGCAACGCAUCAUCUCGAAUCGCGGCGGAACCAGGAACGAAACAGUUCUCUCCGAGUCUCCUGGCACACUCUUAGUUCAAUAUGAGAUUGUUACGACCUGACUCUGCUUUGUUCUCUUUUCCUAUACAUAGUUACCGUAUAAUCUUGAGCGAUUCUGGCAAUUUGUGGGGUUGACACCGACUGGGCAGGGAUUAUUCGUGCUUGUUUGUUCAGCGUUCGCGUGUACAGAAUAGGUUACUGUUGGCCACCAUGGAGAAGGACUGGCGCGGUGGGUGUAAAGUCAGCACUCGGAAUUACAUCCGGGUCAUCAAAAGUCGGAGAUCGUGCUCUCUCCCUUCUCUUGCGAUGGCGUUGUAAAGUGACUGACGUAGCUGACGGCUCUCUUGAGCGUGCGGAAUAAAUAGAAUUCCGAGUUCCCUUCAAUUCUGACA
Aspergillus brunneoviolaceus CBS 621.78 is the source of this 1322-nucleotide messenger RNA. Its product is annotated as actin-binding ADF family protein. The transcript has 6 exons. Gene Ontology annotation, biological process: actin filament depolymerization; actin filament severing; cell motility. Gene Ontology annotation, cellular component: actin cytoskeleton; actin cortical patch; cytoplasm. The record is from RefSeq and is a predicted model, not a curated record. Gene Ontology annotation, molecular function: actin filament binding. NCBI's taxonomy places the organism in Eukaryota, Fungi, Ascomycota, Eurotiomycetes, Eurotiales, Aspergillaceae. Bases 373 to 840 code for a protein of 155 amino acids.